Musa acuminata subsp. malaccensis (wild Malaysian banana) is the source of this 1582-nucleotide messenger RNA. NCBI's taxonomy places the organism in Eukaryota, Viridiplantae, Streptophyta, Magnoliopsida, Zingiberales, Musaceae. The record is from RefSeq and is a predicted model, not a curated record.
CUCUCUCGGUCUCUUCGCCUCGGCACUUCCGUUGGACCUCCUCGUUCGCCAUCUCUCCCCAGUGGCCUGCGGGUAUAGUUCUCGGCGGAGCCACUCCGGCAAUCCGAUCCCGUGAUGAAGCAGCUCCACAAACAAUCCAGCCUCAAUCAGACCCAACUGAUCCCCACGUACGCGGCCAAGCCCGCCAAGCCGCAGGCCCGCCCAUCCUCUGCUGCUUCCUCCCCUCUGCGCGCCGCCGCCGGGUACCUACUCCGCGAGCAGCGCCUCCUCUUCGUCCUCGCAGGCGCCGUAAUCGCCUCCACCUUCUUCCUUCUCCACCCCUACUACCACUCCCUCUCCCGUCCCCACCCCUACGACCACCUCUCCCAUCGCCUUCUCCCCACUUUCCGCCACCCCUCCUCCCCUUCUUUUUCUGCGUCCGAUGGCGGCGGAAGCGUCGGUGUAGGUGGCGGUGGGAGGAGGAUACCAGUGGGGCUCAAGAAGCCGUCGAAGCGGAUCGUGGUGACGGGGGGCGCCGGCUUCGUUGGAAGUCACCUGGUGGACAAGCUUUUGGGCAGGGGGGAUAGCGUGAUCGUGAUCGAUAAUUUCUUCACGGGGAGGAAGGAUAAUGUAGUGCAUCACUUCGGAAACCCGAGGUUUGAGCUGAUCCGCCACGACGUUGUCGAGCCGAUCUUGCUGGAGGUCGACGAGAUCUACCAUCUCGCCUGCCCGGCCUCACCUGUACACUACAAAUACAACCCUAUCAAGACUAUCAAGACAAAUGUGAUGGGAACGUUGAACAUGUUAGGAUUGGCAAAGAGAAUUGGAGCUAGAUUCCUGUUGACGAGUACUAGUGAGGUAUAUGGUGAUCCACUUGAGCAUCCACAGAAGGAGACAUACUGGGGCCAUGUCAAUCCUAUAGGUGUUAGGAGCUGUUAUGAUGAAGGAAAGAGAACAGCAGAAACUUUGACCAUGGAUUACCACCGUGGUGCUGAAGUUGAGGUCCGUAUUGCACGGAUAUUCAAUACAUAUGGACCUCGCAUGUGCCUAGAUGAUGGCCGUGUUGUCAGCAACUUUGUUGCACAGGCACUUCGUAAAGAACCCAUGACAGUUUAUGGUGAUGGAAAGCAAACCCGAAGUUUCCAAUAUGUUUCAGAUUUGGUUGAUGGAUUAGUAGUACUAAUGGAAGGUGAGCACAUUGGACCUUUCAACUUGGGUAAUCCAGGGGAGUUCACCAUGCUGGAGCUAGCUGAGGUUGUGAAAGAAGUCAUUGAUUCUUCUGCAACCAUUGAAUUCAGACCCAAUACUGCAGAUGAUCCUCAUAUGCGAAAACCUGAUAUAUCAAAGGCAAAGGAACUGCUGAAUUGGGAGCCGAAGGUUACAUUGCGGCAAGGGUUACCCCUAAUGGUGACAGACUUCCAGAAGCGUCUCCUAAGCGCCGACAACUGAGAGUCAAAACAUCAAGUUGAAUCUAUCAUAUGGCUUUCUAGCAGUUAUGUUUAUUUAUCUCUUCGUUGCUGUAAUUUCUAAAUUUUUUGGCAAUAUUUGAUUGCUUGAUUUAUAGUGUCCUCAAUGGCAAGUUAAUUAUUAUUAUUCUUUAAUA